This is a messenger RNA of Penicillium expansum, 792 nucleotides long. RefSeq lists its product as uncharacterized. Bases 1 to 792 code for a protein of 263 amino acids. Lineage: Eukaryota; Fungi; Ascomycota; Eurotiomycetes; Eurotiales; Aspergillaceae. The record is from RefSeq and is a predicted model, not a curated record. The transcript has a single exon.
AUGUCGCUAUUUACAACUCGCCAGAGACACCUGACAAUCCCUGGUCCAGUGGUGCAAACUGUGGCCAGUCUGCAUAGACCACCACCUACCGCCAAGCCGUCAUCAUUUUACGAUAUUCCGCAAACCGAACUCUGCCUCCGUGCGGAAAAAAUGAUCCAGGAACAAAUUCCUAGCUGGGCCGCCAACCAUUGCUUUCGUACGUAUGCCUUUGGCCUGGCUAUCGCAAACUAUGCAGGGUUUGACACCGAUCAGGCGAAAGUAGAGCUUGGGUUCGACAAAGAGUUUCAUUUUCUCACCUGUGCCCUUCACGAAUGGGGAAUGAGUGAAGAGGGAAUCAAACAAAGCAAACUUUCGUUGGAGUUAUGGGGCGCCAUCCGGGCCCGAGAAUGGAUUCUUGAACAGGAUUGUGACAUCUCUGAAGCCAGAAUUCAGCCGCUCGGUGAAUGGGCAGAUUUGGCAGCGGAGGCUAUUGCACGCCAUACUAUUGAAUUCCGAGGCUUUAGUAAGAGUGUCAACCUUCAAACGGCACUUCUUACCCUCGGCUCUGGUCAGGAUCUGAUGGGUUUGUCGUCGGCUUUUGUGCAUGCCGAUGAUAUCAAAAUUAUCUGUGAAAGAUGGCCACGUAUUGGAUAUGUAGAUGGGCUUCGCGCUUUGACUCGAGAGGAGGUGGAACGGAAGCCAGGUUGUCUUUUCGAAGGCUGCUGGGGUGAUUUUGACCCUGGUAUGUACAAUGUGUCAUGCUUCAAGGGGCUACAGGGCUCCUUGUCAGAGGCGCCCAGCUCCAAACUGUAA